Molecule: messenger RNA, 497 nt
Organism: Oppiella nova
Lineage: Eukaryota; Metazoa; Arthropoda; Arachnida; Sarcoptiformes; Oppiidae
Source: the annotation of a GenBank genome assembly
GUCAAUCAAUCUCAUUGUGAAACGUUUGGCGAGAUUUACAAAUUGAGUCCAAUUUUGUCCUAAUAUUAGAUUCAUUGCAUCCAAACAGUGGUCCAAUUGGUGUCAUCCGAAGACAUGAUUAUUCCGAUCCGUUGUUUCACUUGUGGUAAAGUGAUCGGCAAUAAGUGGGAGCCGUAUCUCAAUCUACUUCAGGCCGAAUACACGGAAGGUGAUGCGUUGGACGCGUUGGGUCUCAAGAGGUACUGUUGUCGACGUAUGCUCUUAGGACACGUGGACCUCAUCGAGAAACUACUCAAUUACGCGCCGCUCGAGAAGUAGACAUCACAGGACCGGUGAUUGGGCACCACUCGAGUCAUUCACAACACUUACCAUUCAUUAGAUGUAUAAAACACUUGUACUCAGCACUCAAUUCAACUUUCAUUGUGUUGGCAAUUAAUGUCAAAUCAAUUAUCAAAUAAAGUAUUGUUUAAAUAAACGUCAAUUUAUUUUAAGAAACA